UUUUCAGCCGUGUUUCUUCAAACCAAUACGAAGCAUGACAUCUGAUAAAGAUCCGCUUACCAGCGAGAGAUCUGGAAGAGUGAGAGAAGUCGGCAAUCACGCCAUUUGGAGUCUGUCAUCUUGUAAGCCAGGCUUUGGUAUAGACCAGCUGAGGGAUGACUGUAUGGACACAUAUUGGCAGUCAGACGGUCAACUGCCACACCUAGUCAACAUCCAAUUUCAGAGAAAGACUAUGGUGUCGCACAUCUACAUCUACACCGACUACAAACUGGACGAGAGCUACACUCCCAGCAGAAUAUCCAUCAGGGCCGGAACACACUUCAAUGAUUUACAGGAAAUUGAAGUUAUUGAAUUAAUCGAGCCGAGUGGAUGGGAAAUGAUACCGAUCAAAGACAUGCAUGACAGACCAAUAAGAACAUUUAUGAUCCAGAUAGCAGUUUUGAGCAACCACCAGAACGGGAGAGACACACACAUGAGACAGAUCAAAGUGCAUUCUCCUUGUGAACCCACUUCAUUUGAUAUUAAUAAAUUUAGGAACUUUUCUACAGUCCAAUUCCAGCAGUACACUACUAUCCGAUAAGUUUCCUCUUCUGUUCCGAAAGCUAAGGAUAAUCCAGCCUUAUUU
Molecule: messenger RNA, 625 nt
Organism: Cydia amplana
Lineage: Eukaryota; Metazoa; Arthropoda; Insecta; Lepidoptera; Tortricidae
Gene: APC10
Product: anaphase-promoting complex subunit 10
Exons: 3
Coding region: 35-580 (181 amino acids)
Biological process (GO): protein K11-linked ubiquitination; anaphase-promoting complex-dependent catabolic process
Cellular component (GO): anaphase-promoting complex
Source: RefSeq, a predicted model, not a curated record